UAAAGGGUGGAUAUAAAGAACGAGCUGGAUUGCUGUUUAUUCUUUACAUUAUGGAGAACUAUCACGUUUGGAUUCGCAUCGUUGCUGUGCUUUUUCUUUGUGAUGGAUCUGCUUCCCAAUUCUCCUAUUCCAUUUCCGAGGAGGUAAACAAAGGAACGGUGGUGGGGAACAUGGCCAAGGAAUUAAAUCUCAAUUUGCCAGAGCUGCACAACAGAGACCUGCGCGUUGUUUCCAGUGACAGUAAGAAAUAUGUCGACGUGGAUCUCAGGACGGGGAACCUUUUUGUGAAAGAGAGAAUAGAUAGGGAGGAGCUUUGUCCCAACGCUGCGCAAUGCUUUGUGAGGAUGCAGGCGGUGAUGAGCAACCCAAUGACUGUGCACGGCAUCAAUGUUCAUGUUUUAGACGUCAACGACAACGCACCGACAUUUGAGGACGAUGUACACACUUUAAAGAUAUCUGAAAGUGUCGCACCAGGGGAGAGAUAUUUCCUCCCACUGGCAGAAGAUUUAGAUACAGGAAGCAAUUCAGUCAAGACCUACAAGCUGAGCCAAAAUGAACAUUUUACGCUUGAUGUGCAGAGCGGUGGAGAACAUGGCGUGUCUGCUGAGCUAGUGUUACACAAAGCUUUGGACAGAGAAAAACAGCCUCUUCUUGAACUGACUCUCACUGCUUUGGAUGGCGGGAAACCUGUUAGAACAGGCACGUUGCACAUCCGAGUAGUGGUAUUGGAUGUGAAUGACAAUACACCCGUUUUUAGCAAGUCUCUUUAUAAAGUGCGUGUGGGUGAAAACGCCGCGCUGGGCUCAGUUGUGAUCAAAUUAAAUGCCACGGAUAUAGACGAAGGCGUGAACAGUCAGAUCUUAUAUUCUUUAAUUAAACGAAGUAGCAGCGACCAAGCAAAUAUGUUUAAUCUAAACGCAGAGACAGGAGAAAUCACAGUGAAAGGUAAACUGGAUUAUGAAGAAACUCCUGCUUAUGAGGUGAGGGUUCAAGCAACGGAUCAGGGCCCUGUUCCUCGUAGUGCGCAUGCCAAACUGCUCAUAGGGAUAAUUGACGUGAAUGACAACGCCCCCGAAAUAACGGUGACGUCACUGAUGACGCCAGUUAAAGAGAACGCAGAAUUAGGCACAAUAGUUGCUUUAAUUACAGUGAGUGAUAAGGAUGGAGGGGAAAACGGUGUGACCAACUGUAAAGUAGUUGGGUCGGUUCCCUUUAAGCUGAAAUCCAACUACAAAAAUGAUUAUUCUUUAGUAGUUGAUGGAGCACUAGACAGGGAAAACACCUCUCUUUAUAAUAUCUCAAUUAUAGCCUCGGAUGAAGGAAGUCCUCCUCUGUCCACUAGCAGCAUCAUUACUGUUCGUGUUUCUGAUGUCAAUGAUAAUGCACCUCGUUUUACGGAGCCCGUUAUUAAUGUUUAUGUCAAAGAAAAUAGUCCAACGGGAAAUUCUCUUUGCUCCAUUAACGCACUCGAUCCUGAUUUGGACGCCAAUGCAAGAGUCUCAUACACUCUGUUGGACGGUUAUUCUGGAAAUAUCCCAAUUACAUCACUUUUAAAUAUCAACUCAGAGAGUGGAGAUAUAGUCAGUUUGCAGUCGUUCGACUAUGAGAAGUUAAAGACGUUCCAGUUUAAAGUUCAGGCCACGGACUCUGGUGUUUCUCCACUCAGCAGCAACGUGACUGUCAAUGUUUUUAUCCUGGAUGAGAACGACAACAGUCCCACCAUUCUGGCGCCAUAUUCUGAGCACAGCUCCAUUAACAGUGAGAGCAUCCCCUACUCUGCUGAAGCGGGAUACUUUGUGGCAAAGAUCAGGGCUGUAGACGCAGACUCUGGAUACAAUGCACUGCUCUCCUAUCACCUGUCUGAGCCCAAAGGCAACAACAACAACAACCUCUUCCGGAUCGGAACCAGCACCGGGGAGAUUCGCACCAAGAGGAGAAUGAGUGACAAUGACCUGAAAAGUCACCCCUUGGUGGUGUCGGUGUGUGAUCAUGGAGAAGCCUCCCUGUCAGCUACUGUGUCUAUUGAUGUGGUGGUGCUUGAAAGCACAGCUGACAUCCACACUCAGUUCAGACAUGUGCCCAUAAAGGAGGAGAACUUCUCCGACUUACACCUGUACCUGCUCAUCGCCAUUGUGGCCGUGUCGCUCAUCUUUCUGCUCAGCCUCAUCACUUUAAUAGCCGUCAGAUGCCACAGACAGACAGACGGCACUUUCGGCAGGUACGGCGCCCCCAUGAUCACCACCCAUCCUGACGGGAGCUGGUCUUACUCCAAAGCUACUCAGCAGUAUGACGUGUGUUUCAGCUCAGACACACUCAAGAGUGACGUAGUGGUUUUCCCCGCCCCCUAUCCACCUGUUGAUGCUGAACUGAUCAGUAUUAAUGGAGGAGACACCUUUACCAGGACUCAGACUUUACCUAACACUGACAAGGUAGGCUGGAAAUCUGUUUGUUUUGUUUCUUCUUAA
Messenger RNA from Entelurus aequoreus (snake pipefish), 2465 nucleotides. RefSeq names its product protocadherin alpha-2-like. The record is from RefSeq and is a predicted model, not a curated record. Gene Ontology annotation, biological process: homophilic cell-cell adhesion. NCBI's taxonomy places the organism in Eukaryota, Metazoa, Chordata, Actinopteri, Syngnathiformes, Syngnathidae. Bases 51 to 2465 code for a protein of 804 amino acids. Gene Ontology annotation, molecular function: calcium ion binding. Gene Ontology annotation, cellular component: plasma membrane. The transcript has a single exon.